This is a messenger RNA of Drosophila kikkawai, 4347 nucleotides long. It is a transcript of the gene step, whose product is annotated as cytohesin steppke. Lineage: Eukaryota; Metazoa; Arthropoda; Insecta; Diptera; Drosophilidae. Gene Ontology annotation, molecular function: guanyl-nucleotide exchange factor activity. Gene Ontology annotation, biological process: regulation of ARF protein signal transduction. The record is from RefSeq and is a predicted model, not a curated record.
CAUUAAAGAGAGAACUCGGCCUGACGGAUACGGAUCGUUCGGAGUGCGCGGCCUUUCGAGAUACUAAGUUGAAUUUUUCUUUUCGCGUUUUGUUUGUCUUCUCUCGUGCCAAAAAUUAAAAAAUAUAUAUAUAUGAAAAAAAUGUAUAUAAAUUCAAUAUAAAAAGUGGAAAGCCGAAAAUGUAUAAACAUUUUAAAAUAAAAUGUUUAUAAAUAAAGAAGUGGUAGUGUAAUUGUGUGAGUGUUCUCUUACUUUUAUUACGCUGGCCUUGCCAUGUGCAAAAAUUAAGUUUUCCCAAAAGCAGAGAGUCAAAAUACGGCCUCCGGUCCCAUUGAUAAGGUGUCGGCUUAUCAGAUUCAAUAGUGCGAAAAUAAAGAGAGUAAAUUGAGUGCCCAGGAAGCUACGAAGUGCAAACAAAGAGCUGCAACUGAAUCAUCGGAAUAUUCCAUUGAACCUCGCCAUGGACGGGUACGAAUAAGUAUCCCGAUCAGAACGGACCAAAGAGCGAAACGUAUUUCGCAGGAAGUGAGCAAUUGGCUCAAAAGCAGACGAAGAAAGGAAGCAGGAUGGCAUCCCUACAUCAGAAACGUCCCAGCAUUAGCAACUGGUUCUCUUCUCUGCGCCGCCAGCCUAAGAACAAGAAGAGCUCCUCCGGCCUGGGCGGCAGCGGCAGUUUUGGCAGCAAGCAACAGUUGCAGAGGAGCUGCUUCGACCUUUCCUCCACGGCAGCGUUGGGUAGCGGUGCAGUUGAUGUGGGCGUGGGCAUAGGAUACUCUAUAGCGGGCUCGCGCGGCAGCCGAAGCAAUAGUACAUUCUACAUUAGCCCAUCUUCUGGAGGUCAGGAGGAUCAGCGUCGUCUCCUGUUGGACAACGGCUGCAGUGGCAGUAGUGGCAGCAGCCUGAGCAGCGUUUGCACUCGCUGCUUUUGCAAUCUCCUAACGAAAAGCGGCGAGACAAGCAAAGCCAAAGCUCCCACGCUGCAGGCGGACUCUCCCAAGAUCACGCAGAAGCCGCCCGCCAAACCCCGCUCGCCCUCACUGGCCCCCUACACCAGUGUGGCCACGUACAAUGUAACGAACCUCUCGCCGGACAGUCCUCCCCCAGCUAGCCCCACCUUGAGCACGGAAACCGUAAGCUGCAGCGACGUGAGCCACAAAGUCACCGAGGUGCAGCGCCUGCCCUGUGAUGAGCCUAACACGGACCUCUUCAGUAGACGGGUUGAGUACAAGCAUACCACUACCACAACGACCACGAGGACUAUGAUAGUGUCCAGACCUGUGGAGCUGUUGCUAAAUCAAAAGGGCGAGAUUAUCGCAAGGAGGUCUCCGCGCAAAACGCGCUCCAACUCCUUGGGCUGCGUGCUGGAUUCGCUAGAUACCGAAACGGAGACGGAAACUAGCAGCGAUGUAAUGGGAAUGGACAACCCCGGCCUACAACUGGACUCCGAUCCCAGCUCGGGGCUUAGUUCACCUUCACCGCUGACACCCGAUGCCGGCGAUCUGCGCUUCAUCGACGACAGCUCCAACUCACAGAGCGAGUCCGAGCGGAACUCGCUCAGCCAGAAUCAACACAGAAACAACAACAACAACCAUAUCAACAAUAACAACAACAAUAACAGCAAACGGAGCAGCCAGCAAUCGAAUCUCUGCGAGAGUUGUCGCACACUCCUCGAGCGAAACCGCAGCAAUGCGGAGCAGAGGGAGAGUAAUGUGAUCCUCAGGCGACCGGGAAAGCAAAUCAAAGAUGAGUUGUGUGAGGUUGUCUCCGAAAUGGAGGCGCUGGACGUGCCAGAAGACUGCAAGCAUUCCAAUAAGGACAAACAGAUGUCAAUUGGCCGGAAAAAGUUCAAUAUGGAUCCGAAGAAAGGCAUCGAGUAUUUGGUAGAGAACAGACUGCUUCGUCACGAUCCCCAGGAUGUGGCGCAUUUCCUUUACAAAGGCGAGGGCCUCAAUAAGACGGCCAUAGGCGAUUACCUCGGUGAAAAAAACGAUUUCAACGAGGAUGUGCUGAAAGCCUUUGUGGCGCUCCACGACUUUACAAAUCUCAUUUUAGUGCAGGCCUUAAGACAAUUCCUUUGGUCGUUUCGGUUGCCGGGCGAGGCGCAAAAGAUCGACCGCAUGAUGGAGUGCUUUGCCCAGCGGUAUUGCCAACUCAAUCCGGAUAUAUUCACAAACACGGAUACCUGCUAUGUGCUCAGCUUUGCUAUUAUAAUGCUCAAUACUUCUCUGCACAACCCAUCGGUUAAAGACAAGCCAACCGUUGAGCAAUUUAUCUCAAUGAAUCGUGGCAUCAACAACGGCGGUGACUUGCCACGGGGCCUGCUGGAGUCCCUCUACGAGUCCAUUCGAACCGAGCCAUUCAAAAUACCCCAGGACGAUGGCAAUGAUCUGAUGCACACCUUCUUCAAUCCCGACAAGGAGGGCUGGCUAUGGAAGCAAGGCGGCAGAUACAAAUCGUGGAAGCGACGCUGGUUCAUUUUGAACGACAAUUGCCUGUACUACUUUGAAUACACCACCGACAAGGAGCCACGCGGCAUCAUACCUUUGGAGAACAUAUCGGUGCGGGAGAUUCACGACCGCAGCAAACCGCAUUGCUUUGAAUUGUUUGCAACCGGGGGCGCCGACAUAAUCAAGGCCUGCAAGACUGACUCCGAGGGCAAGGUGGUGGAGGGCAAGCAUACUGUGUACCGCAUGUCCGCCGCAACGGAGGAGGACCAACAGGAGUGGAUCAAGCGACUGACGCAGUCUAUUAGCCAUAAUCCGUUCUACGACAUCCUAGUACAAAGAAAGAAGAAGGCGCUAAGCAAGAGUUAAUAUUACGGUCGGACCUCUCGCUCGGCGCGUCCCUUUUGUCUCUCGGAUCUCAGUGAAUCUUUUGCUAAGCGUGUGUGGUGUGCCGCCCCUCUUCCUAUUUAUACGUACAUCCCGAAUAUUAUAAAUCUAACACAGUGUUUGUGAAAACUUCCCCGUCAAACCAAUGCCUGUAAUUAGUUAGUUUACCGUGUGUGGCUUCUCGUGCCCAAACAUUUGUCCUAGUAUUCAGUUUGAUCGACUCGAAACGAGCCAUCACACGCCGACGCUCUUCGAACCAUUAAAACUUUUGUCUCUAUUGUUGUGAUAUAUAAUUUAUUUACAUUAGGAAUUAACGAUAAUAUGGUAUGAAAAGCAUCAAGUUGCAUCAAUAGGAAAUACAUUUGUAAAACCAUUUUCAUUAGUGCAAAUUAUUGUUUAGUUUUAUUUGUACGUUAAAGUCUACGAGUAUGUGUUUAGCAUUUUUCUUACCACCUAAGUUAAAUCCCACCCACACUCUAUAUGUAGAUAUCCUUAGUUCUAUUGAAGAAAUCCCAUAUCUAUCCCAUAAUUGGUUUAGGUUAAAGCAACUCAGUAGUGUUGGUUGGCAAUUGUCGGUUGACCAACUACUGUGAGAGGUUUGCACCAGGCAUUUCGGAAAACAACGAAUCCCAUUUAAAUGUGUAAAAGUUUAACUAUUAAAUUAACAGAUCCCAGUGUAGAGAACGGUAACGGUACUGCGACGAAACUGUUGUAUAAAAUCAGCCAAAGAUUAUUAUUAUUAUGCAACACGUCAACGAAUGCGUCCUAGGAUGCAUUAUUUCGUAAAAUGCUUCUCUGGAGAUUUAGUUAAUUUAAACAGUAGGAAACCAGCCAUACACACAGCUUAAAAAAAUGAUACUUUGCGAGUGCCGAUAUAGAAAACAAUCUGUAAAUAAGAAAUGUUGGCUUCCCAAAAUUCAUUUGCGGCAUCUAUCUUAUGGUAGCCAUAAGAUGCUGUUAUUUGAAGUAAUAAUAUUGAAACUGUAUGUCGAGCCUCUGUGAUUUGUGCCUUGACGAGUGUGUAUGAAGUCCGCCUACCCUGAUCACAAGGCUGGUUUCGUCUCGAGACUGAGGGAUAAACUUGUUCGCAUGCACCUUGAAUGACAUUUACCAUUUAACCCUUCGGAUUUGCUUUUCCUAUGAAUUGUUUGCAAACACAGCAGUCCUCUUAAUACGUUUGCAAUAUUACCAAUAAUUUUGCCAACUCAACAUCUCUACUACUCUUUAUGCGAUAAACUUACUUUAUUCAGUGCGUACAGAAUUAAUGAAUAAUUUGUAGCGACAGUGAAUCGAAUUGCGUAGGUGAUCGGUGUGUAUGCCUGUGAAUAUGUGCGUUUUAGCAUUACUGAACCCAAACAAAUUAAUAAUUUUGUACAUAUUGAAGGGAUGAUUGCUUGUUGUACAAUAUUAACGUAAGCCAUUAAUUAUAGUUUAGAAUUUUGUAUUGCUUUAGCAUAUAAAAAUAAACAUUUAUACAAAAUAUUAAAUAAAGUUUAUUAAAUAUAAUGAAAAAGAA